Drosophila grimshawi is the source of this 1923-nucleotide messenger RNA. It is a transcript of the gene mbm, whose product is annotated as protein mushroom body miniature. The transcript has 2 exons. The record is from RefSeq and is a predicted model, not a curated record. Gene Ontology annotation, molecular function: nucleic acid binding; zinc ion binding. Lineage: Eukaryota; Metazoa; Arthropoda; Insecta; Diptera; Drosophilidae. The coding region runs from base 78 to 1790 and encodes 570 amino acids.
ACUUCUUUAACACGUGCAAGCGGUUUUGGUUUGUUCGAGUUUUUUUUUGAGCUGCGACGGUUUGCCUACAAGAAAAGAUGCAAGGCGGCAGAGAAAGACGUCCCAGCGGCAAUUGGCAAAAUAACUCCGGCGCCAAUGACUAUCAUUUUGGGAAUAACAACAGCAAUCAAGCGAAUGGAAACUGGGCCGGCAAACGACACAAUCCGAGUGAUAAUUUUAAUCGUAAUGCAGGACGUGGAGGAUGCGGAGGAGGAGUCGGCGGCGGCGAUGAGAGUUUUGAGAAAUUCCGAGAUCCAAAUCAGCUGCAAUCGUAUCCGAAUCGACAGCAAUUAAGUCAACGCCGAUUUCAAGAUAAUAAUCAUCGGGAUAAUCGAAAACAUGAACAAAGAGGAAAUAAAGGACGCAGAAAUGAUAAAUUUGGUAGAAAUGGCAAAGGCAGUAGCAAUGAUAAAGGUGGUCGACGAGGCGUCGGUCGCGGUGGUCGCAACAAUGGAGCAGGUGCAGCUGGACCCUGGUACAAUGAUGGCGCAAUGCCAAAUGAUUUGUUCUACUUCGACAACGGGCAACUGGGCAAAGAGCAGAGCGCAACAGGUUCUGUAGAACAAACAAUUGCUCCACCAGUCGCUGGAGAGCCACCCACUGAAGCCGCGCCUGCAAUUGUAAUGCCUGUCGUCGAGGCGACGGCGGUAGUUGAGAAACCAGCUGCUGCUGCUACUCAGCCUCCUACCUUCAUCAAUGCAGCCAACAUAAAGAAGGAAAAGAAAGAUCCGUCGCCCAAAACAAAACCGGCAAAGCCAGCAGAGAGUAGCGCGGACAGCUCCUCGAGCAGCUCUGAUGAGAGUGUCGAAGCUGGCGAGGUGGUUAGAAAAAGAGAAGCUGCCAUUGUGCACAAGGCAAAGGUUAAGAGUGAGAUCGCAGCUAAGCCACCUGCCCCCUCAUCCUCCUCCUCCGAAGAGGAAUCCGACGAUGAUACACCCUCGCCAGUUAAGGUCCAAACGGUGGCCAAGGAAUCAACUCCCAAGUCUGCGAAAACGCUGAAGAAACACGCCUCCGAAGAGGACGUCGUUUGCCUGGGCAAAGAGAGACGGAAAUUCACUAUACCCGACGAGGAUGAGCGAGAUGUAGACGAUGAGGAGGACCCAAGCAGCGGGGUCGAAGAGCAAAAGUCCGUCAAAAGCAAGGAGAAGGCGAACCAUCCAUGUGGCAUAUGCGAUAAAAAGGGACACACUUCCUUCGAGUGCCAGAUGAUCUGCCGGAACUGUUCGGCAUCCUAUCAUAGUCUCAAGAACUGCCCGAAUCCUCCCAAUUUAAGCAUAGCUUUGCAGGCAUUCAUGGAGUUUACCAUGCAACAAUUGACCGUCUUCAAUGUGGAUAAGCGUUUUGCAUUUCCCGCCGGAGUGGUCAGCACAACGCCAGCGAUUUCUCAACCAACUCCUCCUGCCGUCAAGUCCAAAAAAGAUAAACAACGUACGUUGAUUAAGAAAUCGAAGAAAACUCCCAAAAAGAAACUUAAAAUUGAAAAGCACGAUAGCGAUGAUGAUGAUGAGGAGGAUGAUGACGAUGAUGAUGAUGAGGCUGAUGCAGAUGCAAUUAGCGAGAGUGACAGCGAGAGUGAAUCAAGCAGUGAUCCCAAGCCAGCGUUGAGCAAAACGAAAAGGAAGCGUUCUUCCACCAAGCAGGCGCCAAAUAUGCCACCGGCAGCUGCAUUUCCAUUUCCACUGCUAGCAGCCGGCUCCCAUUACAAUCCAAUGAUGUAUCCCUAUGCAGCACCAUUCAAUUUUCCCAAAUAAGUUUCUAGUCUGCAUACAAGUUUGGAGUUGUAUAUAGACCGCAUUCAGAAAUAGUGUUGUAGGUAUUAAGUUUUAAGAUUAUUGUACGAAAGCUAAGACGAUGAAAAUUUUGUGAAGAUCACGAUGGACUUUU